CAUCGUCAACACGUUUGGAGUUCGUCCUUUCUUGUCCAUGGCUUGUGGCAGCGUUUAUAUCGUGUUACAAUGAAGUUGAACGUGUCAUAUCCUGCAACAGGAUGUCAGAAGCUGUUCGAAAUUUCGGAUGAGCACAAGCUCAGAAUCUUCUAUGAGAAGCGUAUGGGUGCUGAGGUUGAGGCUGAUGCACUAGGAGAUGAAUGGAAAGGCUAUGUUGUUCGUAUCUCUGGUGGUAAUGACAAGCAAGGUUUCCCUAUGAAACAGGGUGUCCUGACAAAUGGACGUGUACGUUUAUUGCUUUCCAAAGGACAUUCUUGCUAUAGACCACGACGAGAUGGUGAGCGCAAGCGCAAAUCCGUUCGUGGUUGCAUUGUAGAUUCCAAUUUGUCUGUAUUGGCACUUGUCAUCAUCAGGAAAGGCAAACAAGAAAUCCCGGGUUUAACUGAUAUGAAUGUACCGCGUCGUUUGGGGCCGAAAAGAGCGAGCAAAAUUCGCAAACUGUUCAAUCUAUCGAAGAAGGAUGAUGUUCGGCAGUUUGUAGUAAAACGACCGAUCCAAAAAGAAGGGAAAAAGGAACGAUUUAAGGCACCGAAGAUUCAACGUUUAAUCACUCCUAUUGUCCUUCAAAGAAAAAGACACAGAUUGGCGUUGAAGAAGAAGCGCUGUUUGGCUCGCAAGGAGCAAGCGGCCGAGUACGCGAAGUUGCUAGCGCAACGGCAGAAAGAAGCGAAGAACAGACGCCAAGAAGAAUUAAAACGAAGGCGUAGCGCUUCUUUACGCGAAUCCAAAUCGUCGACGCAAACGGCACCAGCCGCGCAACAGUAAAUUGAUUGAAUCCUGAAAUGUAUUUGCACAUCAAUAAAAAAAAAAUUUCGACUA
Messenger RNA from Cyphomyrmex costatus, 879 nucleotides. RefSeq names its product ribosomal protein S6 (gene RpS6). Bases 70 to 825 code for a protein of 251 amino acids. The transcript has 5 exons. Gene Ontology annotation, cellular component: ribosome. The record is from RefSeq and is a predicted model, not a curated record. Gene Ontology annotation, biological process: translation. Gene Ontology annotation, molecular function: structural constituent of ribosome. Lineage: Eukaryota; Metazoa; Arthropoda; Insecta; Hymenoptera; Formicidae.